Messenger RNA from Aureobasidium vineae, 1758 nucleotides. NCBI's taxonomy places the organism in Eukaryota, Fungi, Ascomycota, Dothideomycetes, Dothideales, Saccotheciaceae. The record is from the annotation of a GenBank genome assembly.
AUGGCAAACAUGUCAUUCCUGCUUUUCUAUCCAACCGUGUUGUCACUGAGUGCUUUCUCCCUAACUCUACUCUAUGUCGUCUAUCGCGCAGCCUUGCCCCGUCCCAUCCCUGGUAUCCCAUAUAACAAGAACGCCAUAAAAUCUAUCCUAGGUGACGUGCCCGAGUGGUUCAAGUACAUCAAACAAAACAAUGGCCAAGCCUUGAACUGGUGGCAUCGACAGAUCGAAAAGCAUCAAUCUCCCAUCAUUCAGUUAUUCUUGAAGCCCUUUGGUCGUCCUAUUGUCAUCGUAGCCGACUUUCGUGAGGCCCAAGACAUCCUUCUACGCAGACACAGAGACUUUGAUCGCAGCCGAAUCUUUGAAGACAUCUUCAGCGGUGUCCUGCCUCACCACCAUAUCAUAAUGAAGACGACCGACAGAGUCAAGGCCCAGAAACGCCUGUUGGCCGACACUAUGCUGCCGUCUUUCUUGAACGAGGCAACGAUGAUGGAUCUCGUGCGCCUCUGGAAUCUGAAAGCAGAUCUUGCUGGAGGCCAUCCUUUCGAGGCCCACGAAGACAUAGCACACACUACGCUCGAUGCAAUCUGGAUCGUUACCUUGGGUUCUUCAGCAGAUACUAUCGGAAGCCAGGCGAACAUGUUGGAAACCGUGCCAGGCAUGAAGCUUCCAGCUGGCAAAGACGUGCCAGCUGUAUUCCCUAAAGCUCCUCAUCCACCAGCAUUUGAUGCUGUCCUGACCAUGACGGAGUCGAUGACUCCGUUGAUAGCCUCACCGUUUCCCAAACUUCACCAUUGGAUUCUGCGGCAGAGCAAAUCGUACAAGGAUGCUAAGCGAUACAAAGACCAGGAGAUAGAUGCCAUGAUCAAGGCAGCGAUUGACAAGUUUUCUGAGGAUCAGAUCGAUGCUCUGGAGAAGCAAGGUAAAGAUCGAUCGGCUAUUGAUCAUAUGAUUCGACGCGAGCUCCUAGUAUCCAGGAAGGAAGACAGAAGUCCCCAAGAUGAACUCUUUGGCUUCCUCAUCGCUGGCCACGAAACAACUGCUACAACCUUCGCUUGGGGAGUGAAGCUGCUGAGUGACAAUGCGCAAGCACAACUCAAGCUACGUGAAGUAUUACGCUCAACUUACACCAAUGCCACUAUGGAGAAGAGACAACCUACUGCCAAAGAAAUCGCCACCUUGCACCAUCCUUAUAUCGAUGGUGUGUUGGAAGAGAUCUUGCGUUUGAGUGAUACAGUGGCAGUCCUCAGUAGACUCACCAUGGUCGACACUGACGUGUUUGGCAUACGUAUUCCCAAGGGUACUGACGUGAACUUCUUGACAUACGCCGGCUACAUUGCGCCAUCGGUCGGUACCGUAGAUGAACACAAGCGCAGCGCUAGCAGCCAGGCAUCAAAGGACAAGACCGGCGUUUGGGAAGAGUCUGACAUAAGCGGUUUUAAGCCAGAGCGCUGGCUGAAAACAAUGGGCGACGAAGACGAAGUCGAUUUUCAGAAAAAUGCUGGCCCAACACUUCAAUUUGGCGCAGGAGUGCGCGGUUGCUUUGGUAUGUUUUAUCGCUUCACAAACAAGAUCAAUCUUCUAACCAUCGCGCANGGACGCCGACUGGCAUACAUCAAGCUUCGCAUGCUUGUUGUUUUCAUCAUCUGGAACUUCGAGCUUCAGCCAGUUCCUGCAGAGCUCGGUACUUACCUCGCGAUUGACAAGAUCACUCAUCAGCCUCAGAAGUGUUAUAUUCGUCUGAAGAAAGCAGACUGGUGA